UGUCUUUUCAACUAAACAGAUUGCUAUCAGCCUUACAGAGCCGACUCAUAUUCCUUUUUGCCUGGUAUUUCCUUUACUGAGUGUCCGUAAGAACCACCCACUUGGGUGUUUCUCAGGAUUACAGGUUUUUAGGUCAAACGGAAACCCGGGGGAGUGCCUGGACAAGCCCAAAACACAGUUACAUUAUGCAUGAGCUGGAUGACAUUGACCCCAAUGCUGUUGUGCCCCAGUUUGUGUGGAUGGUCUGGCUGUGCGGCCACCGGCAACCAGGAGCCCAGGUUAGGAGCUUUGUUCUGAAUUGGCUGCAGGUUUCCUGGGGGGCUGAAGGCUCCGCUGGAGAACUGCCCGCUUCUUCCUUCACUGCAGAAGCUUGACGGGUGGGCCCUCCACACCUGCUUCCUUUGUCCUCCCUGGGGCAGUCUGGAAUGGACGGAACACCGGAGCCUCUGGCCAUGACCGUCCACCUCCUCGCUGACUCUGGACAUGGCUCGCUUCUGCAGCAAACUCUGGAUCAGCUCCUGGACUGCGUUUGCCCGGACGUGCGUCCCUUUCUGGUGUCCGAGAGGGUCAGUCCAGUAAAAUACUACGACAAGUGCCACUCCAAGCGCUCACGGUUCCCGGGGAUGUCUGUGUUGCUCUUCCUGCCUGAGAGCGUGGGAGAGGAGCGGCUCUUCCGGGUUCUUGACUCCCUCCAACACUGGCCGUGGCGGUGCUACUCUGCCCCGAAUGCUCAGGGGAGGCCGUGUCCCUACCCUCUUUCCAACCAGGAGUUCUACAGUCUGGACAGCCAGAUGCCGGUCUGGGGUGUGAGGCAGGUGCACUGCGGCGCCAAGAUCCUGAGGGUGACACUCUACUGCAGUUCUGAUAACUACGACGAUGCCAUCAGGCUAUAUGAGCUGAUUCUGCAGAAGGAAGCCACCGUGCAGAAGAGCGACUCCUGCGUCUUUGUGCUCUAUGCCACCGAGAGCUUUGCUCUGCAGCUCUCCCUGACACAGCUGCCCCUUGGAAUGUCAGUGGACCCCAGAGAGUCCUCAGUGCUGCAGUUCAAGGUUCAAGAGAUCGGCCAGUUAGUGCCUCUUCUCCCCCAUCCGUGCGUCCCCAUCAGCCACACCAGGUGGCAGACACAGGACUAUGACGGCAACAAGAUCCUGCUUCAGGUCCAGUUGAAUCCCGGACUUGCUGUGAGGAAUAGCGAACUUUCCUUUCUCAAUGGCACCUUGGGAGCUGACACACUUCUCCAGGGCUCCCGGCUGAUCCCUGUCUCCACAAGGAGGACCCUGGAGCCAAGAUGCCGAAGGAGCCGGGCCAGGAGGCUCAAGGUGGGUUCCCCGGAGUGCCCAGAGUCUGCUGAGAGCCCUGUGUCAGACAGCGUUAGUGGCACCUUGUGGAAAAGCCCUGGCUGCUCGUCCCAGGACAGGAGCUCCUCCUUGGGCGCCCAGAUGCAUCUGCCUUCUCCCCACCUCCAGCCUGGGGCCAGAGAAAAAGUCCUCAACCUACAAAACAGCUUUGGGAAGCUGGAGGCAGAAACAAAUGUUGACACGGGUUGCACCGUGGUCAAUUCUGAUCCCCGACAGUCUUUUUGGAGUGGAUUUUCAAGGGAUCUGCAGACCAGCCAGGCACCAUCAUGCUUGCCAGACUCCUCCUUAGGGGUGACUGCCUCCAAGAACAAUAGAAUCUUUAAGGCAAGCACUCAUUCUUUGUCACUUGCUGGCCAAAGGGAUCUUGGUGCAAGGAAGAUAAUCUCAAAAUGUCCCCUUCACUUGCCAGUCCAGGGUGAAGAAAAAGAAGAAGAAUUCUUUAUAUAGCCUAAAACAAAUAUGGUUUCCUAAAACACAAGAUCAGAUACAGUGUUCUAGAAAUGGAGCACUGACCUAGAAUCAAACAGUUUCUUGGUCACGUGAGGGGGCCUGAGUGCUAGCCACGCACAGAUCUAUAUUGCUUUUAUUUCAAACGUGCAUAGUCUAAUGGUGCUGUGAAGCAUUGUUUAUUUGCCUUCAUGGUUAUGAAGGAACACAGCCAACACAUAGGGAGGAAACCAAAGCCCUUGUCCCCGGAGACACACUAACCCAGCUGGCUGUGUUGAGUGCAUCACCUACCAGGAAUAAUUGCAUCAUAUGCAAAUGAGUCGGGCGUGUUAUGUAAUGCUGAUGAGUGGAUGUAAUUUGGUUUUAAUUUUUACUUGGGUUGCAUAGCUCAUCCCCUUGGACAACAUGGACUACUUAUUCUUUAGUGUUUUUUAAUUUUUAUGUGACCUCCUUUGUAAACAAGGCCCUGCACACCACAUAGCCUCUGGUGAUUGUGCCUUCCAAGUUGUUUGCAUCUAGAAUGAGUUCACAUGCAAGUGUUUUGAAAAUUACAAACAAUUAAUUUUUUUUCCUGUUUAAUGAGCAGAAACACUAGAAGUCAAAAGAUCAGGUAAAAAAUGAAAAGGAGACUCUAGGAUUUCCCUGCUCCUCCAUUUCUCAUUUGUUUCUGCACUACUUCAAAGGGCCAGUCGUUCCUGUUUCUAGCCAGAGAGGAACAUGGCUUGAUUGGGUGACUCCAGAUCUCUACUCGACUUGACAGGAAGAUUGGAUUGGAUGGCUUGUUGGAGCAGGACUUGUGUUCUUCUGGCCAUGUUCAAAUUCCUAAAUGUCUUUGCAACAUGCAUUCAUCCAUUUACACGUUCAUUCAUUCAGCAAAUACUUAUUGAGCAUCUACCUUUGAAUUAAGACAUUGCUGUAUGGUCCACAUACCAUCUGUGGCCAUCAAACCCAAAAGGUACUUAUGGUCUUAUCAGCAAUUCCAUUCUUUCAACACUUGAGACUAUGUUGAAGUCUUACCUUGAUUCCUCUGGGACCGUUUUCCACAAGUGAUCUUCACACUUGCUGCUCAAGGCUAUAGUAAGCAGGUAGAGACUGGGCAUAUUAUGAAUUGUAAUUAUAACUAUGAUGGACAAGUUCUCAUUGCUCAUGUGCUGUAUUUUUCUUUUGGGUCUAUACAUACAUUUAAAAAAUAUCUGAGGUCUCUGGGUUGUGGUUAAUUUAUAAGGCCAUUUGACCCCAUGAACUUUAUUCUCCAGGACAGAUGUUACAUAAGAUUAUAAAUGCUGAUUUAGCUGGAUCUCCUGGUGACCCUGAUACAUAGUAUACCCACUUGGGGAGAAAGAGGAGUUCAGGUUCAAGGGUGAGUCUUAGGUCAGGGACACCUGCCGAGUUUGAGUGCCCUGCUGAACUUAAAGAACUGAAAAGAAGGAGACUUGCAAAUUGACAAGGAUGAGACUUCUACAUUGAUUUUAUUUUUCUGGGGUCACGACAUCAGUAUAUUCCCAUUCUCAUUUUCUUUCUCCCUGCCCCCCAGACAAGAGUUAGAUUUUAGGAGGUUGAAUGAAGUCCUUAAUUUUGGUCUGAUUUUCUAGAAUAAGAGUUAAAAAAAUUGGAAGUCUUAUUUAAAUGGUACUAUUGAGCUGCCUUGAAAAGCACAGCAGGGGGCAGUUCUGAAAUUUCUUUACCACUCUUUUUGAGGUAACCUGAAUUCUUUAACAUAAUACAUGGGUGAGACUAUAAGUACAUGGAAAUUAUGAAGGAUGCUGGGAAAUGUGAAGGAGUGCCUUACAAAAUUGACUUGUAAAAUAAUACACUCUUAAAAUGGCACCAACUCUACUCAACACAGGAAUCCAAUUUACAACAUGGUGGGAUGGACAUUCUAGUGUGUCAGGGUGCCAAAGGCCCCGCUUUGGGCCUCAGCUUUUAAAUUUGCUACUUAUGGGAUCGUGAGCUGUCAAUGUCUUUGAUUCUCUGUUGCUUCUCCUGUUAACAAAAGGUUGUUAAGAGAAUCAAGAUGGCGCCCAUGAAAGCAUUUGGAUAUUGUUAAGCCCUAUAAAUAGGUAAGAUAGUAUUAUUAUUAAAAAUAGUCCUUCAGGCCAACAGGAGGUUUGUUUGUUUGUUUAUUUUUUGGAAACAACUUUUAGUAAAAUCAAUGAUUCAAUUAAAAA
This is a messenger RNA of Lutra lutra (Eurasian river otter), 3973 nucleotides long. RefSeq names its product family with sequence similarity 124 member B (gene FAM124B). Lineage: Eukaryota; Metazoa; Chordata; Mammalia; Carnivora; Mustelidae. The coding region runs from base 426 to 1805 and encodes 459 amino acids. Gene Ontology annotation, cellular component: nucleoplasm. The record is from RefSeq and is a predicted model, not a curated record. The transcript has 2 exons.